AUGGCUCAGAAGGAGAACGCCUACCCCUGGCCCUAUGGCCGGCAGCCGGCUCAAUCUGGCCUAAACUCUGGGACCCAGAGAGUCUUCCGGAAGGCAGCUGUCACCCCGUCUGCCCUUGUCCUCAUGAGCCGUUCCAAGACCGUCUUAGAGCCUUCCAAUGCCCAGCCUACAGCUGCCCCAGGCCAGAAGAAAAUGACUGAGAACAGAAAUGGAACACCCAGAUUAAUGCGGUCCUUCACAAUCAACGACUUUGAGAUAGGACGUCCUCUGGGCAAAGGCAAGUUUGGAAAUGUGUACUUGGCUCGAGAGAAGAAAAGCCAGUUUAUCGUGGCACUCAAGGUCCUCUUCAAGUCUCAGAUUGAGAAGGAGGGCGUGGAGCACCAGCUGCGGCGGGAGAUCGAAAUCCAGGCCCAUCUUCAGCAUCCCAACAUCCUACGGCUCUACAACUAUUUCUACGACCAGCGGAGGGUCUAUUUGAUUCUGGAGUAUGCGCCCCGAGGGGAGCUCUACAAGGAACUGCAGAAGUGCCGCACUUUUGAUGAGCAGCGGACAGCCACGAUCAUGGAGGAGCUGGCUGAUGCUUUGAUGUACUGCCACUCGAAGAAGGUGAUCCAUAGAGACAUAAAGCCAGAGAACCUGCUCCUGGGCCUCCGAGGAGAGCUAAAGAUCGCUGACUUUGGCUGGUCUGUGCACGCCCCCUCCCUGAGGAGGAAGACCAUGUGUGGCACCCUGGACUACCUGCCCCCAGAGAUGAUUGAGGGGCGCACACACAAUGAGAAGGUGGAUCUUUGGUGUAUUGGAGUACUUUGCUACGAGCUGCUGGUGGGCAACCCGCCCUUUGAGAGUGCUUCACACAAUGAGACGUACAGGCGCAUCGUCAAGGUGGAUCUGAAAUUCCCCACCUCUGUGCCCAUAGGAGCUCAGGACCUCAUCUCCAAGUUGCUCAAGCAUAACCCGGCAGAACGGCUGCCCCUGGCCCAGGUCUCAAUCCACCCUUGGGUCCGAGCCCACUCUCGAAGGGUGCUACCUCCAUCUGCCAUUCAGUCUACCUCCUGA
Elephantulus edwardii (Cape elephant shrew) is the source of this 1056-nucleotide messenger RNA. It is a transcript of the gene AURKB, whose product is annotated as aurora kinase B. NCBI's taxonomy places the organism in Eukaryota, Metazoa, Chordata, Mammalia, Macroscelidea, Macroscelididae. Gene Ontology annotation, biological process: regulation of cytokinesis; protein phosphorylation; mitotic spindle organization. The transcript has 8 exons. Gene Ontology annotation, cellular component: spindle microtubule; spindle pole centrosome; chromosome passenger complex. Bases 1 to 1056 code for a protein of 351 amino acids. The record is from RefSeq and is a predicted model, not a curated record. Gene Ontology annotation, molecular function: ATP binding; protein kinase activity.